Messenger RNA from Drosophila eugracilis, 564 nucleotides. Its product is annotated as bypass of stop codon protein 1. The record is from RefSeq and is a predicted model, not a curated record. Lineage: Eukaryota; Metazoa; Arthropoda; Insecta; Diptera; Drosophilidae. The coding region runs from base 44 to 535 and encodes 163 amino acids. The transcript has a single exon.
AGUUAAUGCAGUUAGAACGGCAACUUAGGACAGUUAACUUGAAAUGGCAGUCUUAAAUCAGGAUCAACGUUUUGUGUUCUUGUUGAUUAUUUCCUUGAUAGGAAGUUCUUGUAUUUGUGAUGUUUCAGAGGCACAAACUUUCACCGCCGAGGAUCGUACAGCUAUACAGAAGUUUAUGGAUUCCUUGUUGAAUUUCCUGGAAGUGGAAAUAAGUAAUGGAACGACCACACUGGCACCCACUUCCAAUGGAACUAGUUUGGAGACCACAACUUCCAAUGGAACUAGUUUGGAGACCACAACUUUGGCAUCUGGAAAUUCCACAGAAUCAAGUACAGAGCUUACGACAGUAGCUAGUAACUCCACUUCGAGUGUUUUGGAUAGUUCCACUUCUAGUUUAAGUUCCACUUCCACAACUAUUGGUAAUGCAAGUAGCACCUCAACCACCGAGACCAUUCCCAGCACCACCAGAAGAACUAGGAUUUGCUUUAAGAGAUUCUGCUACAAGUUCAGUAAUGAUAAGGGCUAUAUAGUCUAGUUUAAAUAAAGAAAUUGAUAUGAAAUCGA